AUGACACGCGACACAGAUGAACAUGAAGAUCCCUACAAAAUUGAUAUUAGCUUGAAUAAUGACGAAGACAACAAGCGUAAACGGUUUUUCGAAAAAGGGCUGAAUGCACUUUUAACCGACCCAUACUUCUUGCUUCUCUACGUGCCGGACAAUGGGGCCAAGAUGCAAAUUAUACGUCCAGCAACUAAUUUAUACCAUCGCAAACGGAUGAUCAAGAUGAUUAAUGAAGCGAGACGCGUUCCAUCUUUUUACUAUGCGCUAUCACAUCUUUGGGGGAUCUCCGAAAACAAUCGACAUCAUUGGAAUGAUAUAAGCGAAUACGUGUAUGAUGACGAAGGAAAACCAGUGAAGCCUGUAUCAAUGCGACCUGAAAAACGUGAUGCAUUGCUUCAACUCCUCAAAGAUCACCCUGACAGUUAUUGGUGGAUUGAUGUCUUAUGUGCACGUACUGAUACCCCCUUGGAUAUUAUGGGUGAUGUCUACGCUUGUUGUAUUGAAUGCAUUGCCAUGAUCGAUUGUGAAGCCAGCCUAAUACCAAAACUCCAUACCAAGAUGGGUGCAAAAGAGGAUUUCGCUGAUUUUUGGUUCAAUGAAAAUCGAAGCCCAAACGAAGUCUUACAAUUCAAGCAGCUCAAUGAAGAGUACCCCCAAUUGAUUGACGAUUUGGGUACAUUCUUCCAAAGCCAAUGGUGGCAACGUGUGUGGACAUGGCAAGAAAUGGCUUUACCUUCCGAGGAGGUGCGUUUUAUGUCUGAAGGAGACAUACAUCGAGGUUCGAAAAACACAAUCAUUCUGAAGGAUCUACUUAACAGCUGCAUGAAUGCUACACGUGUUAUGUACUAUUUAUUCGAGGAAUAUGAUCCAGGCCGCGAGAGCAAAGAAGAAAGAAAUUUGCUUAGAUGGUUCUUUGACAUAAACCAAGCUAGAACGUUCAACGAGCAUCAUACUAUUGAAAAGAAAGCAGAGAAAUUCAUGCUUCUGAUUCUAUCCUUUAGCCAAUCGACGCGACAUUGUAUGGACCCUGUGGACUACGUCUAUGGUCUACUAGGCAUAUUUCAAGUCAAAAUCCCAAGGCUGUCUGAUCCCAAUGAAGUCUGGAACAUUUUCUUAUCCGAGAUUGACAAAUACAUGGAGGACAUAAAGAACGUCGAGUUUCCGCUGGUUGAUUCUGAAACGGCAAGAAUCACUGGGGUCACGGAUCGUGCAUGUCAAGUCGAUUUAAGGAAUGCCAAAAAUAUGGCUGAUGUAUACGACGACUUUUUAGAACUUGUAUAG
Molecule: messenger RNA, 1275 nt
Organism: Lichtheimia ornata
Lineage: Eukaryota; Fungi; Mucoromycota; Mucoromycetes; Mucorales; Lichtheimiaceae
Exons: 3
Coding region: 1-1275 (424 amino acids)
Source: RefSeq, a predicted model, not a curated record